CCUUUCCCCCUGGUGCCAGAAGAUCGGUCCAACUGCUGAGAAGGGUUGUUGAGUCGCGCGAUCGAGUUCUGGUACAGACAGCUCCCUCGGGUGCAGAUUUUCAGUGCACAUACCAGCGCAAAAUAACAACACUUAACCGGACUCCGUCGUGUGAUCGCGUGCUAAUCCGAAAGGAAGAAUAGUUAGCCAAAGGUAUAGUGAUGCAAGCAGCAUAAAAAAGGUGCCUUCGCUUGCUGGUAGCUGGUGGAGAAGGGGAUUGCGCUACUAGGGUGUGUAUGUGUGUGUGUGUGCAUGGGCUGGUGGUAUGUGGUAAAGUACAAGAAGAAAGGGAAAAUGUUGUGCUGCUGCUGCUGCUGCUAACUAGAGAAAGAAAAAGUAUGUUGUGGUGAAAAUCAGUUUGUGUGCAAAAUUGUCUUAAACAACCUUCCGGAAAGGCGUACACAGUCUGCGCCACAUUCCAGCAGUGGUUCCAUCGGGGAGGGGAGGGGGGCGAGCUCUGCUACUCUCGUUACUUCAUUCCGCUUUCGGGGUGGUUCGAUGUUGGAUGUCGUGGGCAGUGAACGCAGUAGCCAUCGAAACACGUCAACUGUGCCCGCCUCUUGUCUGCUUGCCGCAGUUGAGAAGCUUCUCUUACGGCGCAGAGGAAUCGUAAGGGAAUAUUUCCAAAAUAAUAAGAAAAGUUCCAAAAAAAGAUCCGGAGCGGCUGGAGGACUUUCCCUCUUCCCGUGUGUCAAAAGCAGCCCCUGCAUAGAUCGUGCCUCGACUUCAACAUCGCUUUUGUAUGUGUUUGUGUGUUGGAGGGCUAAAAAUCGCUGCUAGCAUAACGCCUGCUAGUGUGUGUGUGUGUGUGUGUGUGUGUAAGUGGUGAAGCUGAAGAAAUGCUUUCGACGUGCUGCGACGUGUGUGAUGGUAUUGGUGGAAGAAAAAACCGUUUGUUUAUGUGAAAUUGUUGGAAUUCCUGAAGCGCCCGUCGCCCUACCAGCGAGCGGAAAGCGGGGUGGGUCGGGUCAACGUCGUUGCGUGUUUGUGUGACAAAGUGUGUGAGCAGGCGACGAAACGAAACGACCGGAAGACCGGGUGAAACCAAAAAAAAAAAAUGAUUCAAAAAUCCCACAGUGGUGCGUGAAUUUCGGUGUGGUUUUUUUUUGCAACAUUGGCUGCUCUGGAGUUGUUAUGCUCUGGUUGAGCGCACGCUUGCUUCGAUGCUUGCAGAAACCGAGAAGCCCCCAAUGGCGACCAGUGUCGUAUGCGCAUCGAUUUUUGUCCGUCCCGCAUGCACGCUAAUCGUUGAGCUAAUUGCUUAUCGGGAAGCGAAUUAAAGUGCAAUUCGGGCGCAAUUCGUAGAAAGGGGCUAAUGAUGGUACGCGUUGCCCUGUCCUGGUAACGAAAGGUCGAUGGUAGCGCCGAUCAUAUCCGAUCAUCGAUCAUGCAGCAUCACGCGGAGGGCAGUGGCCAAUGAUCUUUUGCGGUGCAGUUGUGCCAUUACGCCAGCCGGAUUCAGUUGGGAAUGAAGUGAUGUGAACCAGUGAACAAAACUGUGCAUUUAUACUAGUAAACCAAGUUAGUAAAAAAGUGAAGAAUCGAUAUUUAUUUGUGUGACAACUCAUAAAGCAACCGUUUGAAACGAAUCCCCUCCAGAUAAGGUGAAUAAUCAGUCAGAUAGAAAAGCACAGCAGUGGCGGCAAGCCUUAAAAUUAAAGAAACAAACCACAACAUUCGAUGAAUCGAUUCCCGGUCCGGCAAUCGAUCGGCGAACAGAACAAGUGUUACAGCCCCGCUGCAAAUCCGUACAUUUCGUAAUUUACAAAGGCACACGAGGGGGUAGGAGGGUGAGAGCAAAAAGUAAAGCCAUGACGGAAUUUCUGCCCCUCUGCGACGUGCUGUUCAACGUGAUCUCACUGGCCGGCUACUUCUGUGACGUCGUGUUCGAUGUGGUGCUGGGGUACGCGCUGUACGAGCGGCAGAAGUUCGCCUACUUCGCGGCGGUCAUCGUGAUCGUGUCGUUCUCGCUAGUAAUCUCACAGAUUGUGUCCAUCCGGUGGUACUUGAAUAAGCGUAAAAUUCGCAAUGCCAGCGCGUCGACCACCGGGCCACCGGACGCGGAAGCCAACGCGCCCGGCAGUGGCAGCAGUCUGGAGAAGAAGAAAAAGAAACCAAACAGCCUGAACGCGGCCAACGGCCAGAGCGUGGCCGGAAGGGGCGAAGAGGCCGAAGGCAGAAUGGCCCCCGGCGGUGGUGGUGCCUCCCGCACCUCCGAGUACAGCCGGUACAUAGUGCUCGCGCUGCACGUCACCCAGCUCGGGGUGCUGUGGCGGUACGCGAAGCUGUUCGUGCCGGUCGACCUGCGGCACGUGAAGCACGAGGUGCGCGACCUCUGCAUGCUGCGGCUGGUGCACGCGUUUUGCGAGGCCGCCCCGAUGCUGCUGCUCCAGCUGUACGUGCUCGUGACGCUGCAGAGCGAGGCGCAGCUGGCCGCGGCACUGAAGCUGAAAACGCUGGGCCAUCACCACCAUCACCUGCCGCCGAGUACCGCGCUGGUGCAGCAGACCAAUCUGGCCGAGCAGCAGCAGAAAACGUUCCGUGAUCUGAACAUGGUGUCGGCCACGCUGUCGCUGUUUAGCGUGUGCUGGGCGCUGGCCAGCUUUAGCAAGAACGUGCGGCUGCAGAACGUUCACCGGCUGGUGCUGACCUGGCUCGGGGUGAUCUUCCAGUUUCUGUGGCGCCUCGGGACGGUCAUUUCGCGCGUCAUCUCGCUGACGGUGUACGCGUCCGUGUACAGCCACUGGGUGUUUCUGGUGAUAAUUCUGCACUGGUUUUCAAUGUUUCUGUGGCUGAUUUCGCCCAAGAACGUGUUUCACGGGGAGCGCAUUUCGCGGCUUAAGAAGACGACGCUCGGCGGUUUGAUUGCGUUCGUGUACAUCUUUGCGUACAUCAAUCUGCAGGAAGUGAGGCAUCGGCAAAAGAUGCUCACCUUCUACGUGGUAAUGUUUGCGGAAAACUGUCUGCUCGUCUGCCUGUGGAUGGUCGGCGUGUGGCCAAACCGGCCGGACGGUUGGUAUCUCGUGCCGCUGUCCGUGCUGGGCAGCUUUGCCGCCGGCCUGUUCUUUAUGGUCGUGUACUACCGGUACUUCCACGUGCGCCGGCUCGGGUACGAGGCGGGUGGACGCGUGGCGGAGAAGUGCGCUGGUCACUGCGCCCCGGACGGAUGCCGCUGCCUGGCCGGGCACGAGCACGGCAUGGAUGGGGGAUGUGGUGGUGGUGUUGGAGGCGCCGGAGGUAAGGGAGGUGGCGGUAUCGGUGGAGGUGUUGGGCGUGGUGCGCUGAACGGCAAUGGCUGCCAGAAGUAUCCACACGCGAUUCCGGGUGUGUUUAACUGCCGCUUUUCGAACCCGGUCAAUGCGGCUACGAAGCGGAAGAAGAAGAAACCGACCACCUUUGUGCCGCCGCCGAACUUGGCGAUUGCAUCGCCGAAUGCAAACGCUGGGGGCGGUGUGAACGAUCAUGCUGUGACGAGCCAGCUGCUUCAGCAGCAACAAUCCCACCAACAACUGCAACUUCCAUCACAUCAGCAGCAACAUCAGCAGCAGCAGCAACAGCAGCAGCAGCACCAUCAGCAGCACCAACAGCAGUAUCUACAGCAACAACCAUUGCUCUCACAUCAACAGCAGCAGCAGCACCAACAGCAGACACUACAGCAGCAGCAACAGGAGCUUCAGCAACAAUACAUGGGCCCGAUGGCCAUCCCCUUCUGGCGGCGGCCGCUGCCACGAUCGCACACCGGCGGCUCGAGCGAGAACGAAGGCAGCAGCGUCGGUUCGCGGGUAAACAUCCAGCAGAAGCUGCAGGAGAAAAAGCAGAAGCAGCUGGCCGAGCUGAAGAUCAUCGAGGAGGAGAUCAAGCAGGGCAAGCUGGGCGGCCCGGGCGGUACCGGCACGCUCAGCUCCGGGGACGACGCGGGCAAAACGACGCUGCCGCGGCAACCGAUCCCGCGCGCCAAGAAGCACAUCGAUCUCGAUCCGAUCGAGUGGCGCACGUCCAGCCCGGAUAUGGCGGAAAUCGUGGCGAACAAAUCGUUCAACGACCUGAACCUGCUGCUCGCGGCCAAUCUGGACGAUGUGAAUAGCUUGAACAAGUUCAACAGCAACUACGAUCCGAUCUACAACAGCUUCGGGCUAAACGGGAUCAACAUAUCGGCGCUGGUCAACCUGAAGGGUGGUGGGGGUGGCGGUCCGGCGGGCGCGCUAGUCGAUGCCACCGGGCAGUCGGCAUCGUCGUCGGCAGUACCGGGCGUGGGAGGACCGGGCGUAGGUGGUGCGGGUAACCGUAACAUGUCGCCGAUAUCGUCGCAAAUCUCGGCCACCGAGAGCAAUUCGCUCACGCGCCAAGUGCUGCCGCGCUCCAAGAUACUGCCGAACAACAUCCCGCGCAAUCCGUUCGCCGAGAACUAUCGGGGCAACUUUGUGAAUCUGUACGCGGAUGCGGCCGCCAGCACACCGGCGGCCGGGCUGAUCAAUGGUGCGGCCGGCGGUGGUGGCAGCGGCAGUGGGGCCGGUGUGCGGGCACCCUCCAUCAGCCCGCGGACGACGGAGAUUGCGCAGUCGAACCGGGCCAUCCUGUACGAUGCGCACGGGCGGCUGUACACCGAUGCGAACCAUCCGCGGCAGGUGUCCGGCACGUACAGCAGCACGGAGAAUGCGGGCGCCGAAAAUCUGCCCUUCCCGUACAAUGUGGUGCCCCCGCCCCGGAGCAAGCUGGACAGUCGCGGUACACCGACGACGCCGGUACCGUCCGGGUCGGCGAGCGGCAGUGCGAACAACACGAACAGUAGCAACAAAUCGGGCCGCACUUCCGCGACCGCCACGAUGGCGGCGAUCGUGGCGAGCGUUGGUGGAGCGGGCGGAUCCGCCGGUGGAUCCAGUGGAGCCGGUGUGAUCAACAACCUGAACAACACCAAGCGGCAGAACAUGCAGCGGGCCAAGACGCCGGAAAUUCUGCUCGCCCCGCACUAUCUCGAGAACUCGCGCAUCUACUUCGACUGGGUGGCACGGGAGGCGGCCAACUUUAGAUUACAAGAAUCGGAACGUGAUCAACCGAUGGAAAGCAGCGGAGACGAGAACCUGGACAACUCUGGAUGUGACGAUGGACACAACGGACAUCAUCGGAUACCUUCGGAUAUUGAUAGUCAGGUCUCACUACCCCGUUCCUACACACUGCCCCGCGAGUUCAAGUACUACCGCCGAAACAAGGGCCGCAAGGUGAAGAAUGAGCAUUUCAUUGCCAGCACAAACAGCAGCGAUGGCGAUGUGGACAGUGGAGAUGACAACGAGUCGGAGCGGCUCUCCAACCUUUCCUCCAGUUCGCAGCGACGCGUGAAAAACGCCACACCGUGCACAAACCUCCAACCAAAUGGCCAUCACGUUCCAUCGUUGCAGCAGCAGCAACAGCAGCUACUCCAACAGCCAUUGCCUCGCCAACGGUUAAACAAUCUGAAUAAAGGCAUGCCACAGCCACCGAUCAGCGCAUCGAUGGCCCUGAUGUACGCGGGUCCCGGUGGUCCGGGCGGAUCGCCCAGCGGUACGAUGCUGCUCACGAACGGACAGGCCAUACCGGCGGGAAACGUUAGUCGACAAACGCUUAAUGCAACGCCUCAAAAUCUUCACCAACCACCCCUACCUCACGUGCCGAUCGGGCUAGCGAACGGGUACAAUCUAACGGGCGCGGGAGACCGUAGCAGUCCCGCCCUGCCCGCCCUACUGUCCGGCAGCGACGGUAGCCCAGUCGGGAUGGUCGGUAAACCGGGAGCGGUGCAUAGCUUCGAUCUAAUUAGCGGCGUGGAAGGGGCGGCGGGUGCUGUACUGCCACCGUACCAUCCCGGUGGCGGUGCAGCUGGUGGCAAUGGUGCACGUCCGACGCGUUUCCGCAUGUACGGUACCAAGAAUGGUAUGGUGCGUCACGAAACCAAGCUGUAGAAGCGAUGCUUGGAAAUGAACGCAUCCCCCCGUAGGAGGUAGCUAAUUUAUUAACCUUUCUGUGCAAAUUACUGUACAAGUUAGAAUUCCGAGAGACCGAGUUCGGAUUUACAGUGUGUUGUAAAAAGCCUACCCUAGGAAAGCCAUCGGUUCUCUAUUGUUUUUUUUCCUCAAUUUUAAAAUACCCUUUUUACGUUAGAUGGUUUUAACAGUUUGAGGAAGAAAUGAAGAAAACGUGCUGUUACGUGCUGGCUAAAAUAACGUUGUGAUAUAAUUUAACCACGCCAUUACAUCGUAACACGCGCAUCGUGGACACACUGUAGGGAAGUGUUUAAAAAAUAAUAAUAUUCGCAUACACAACUACACACAGACUGCCAAACGUGUUUGUAACGACACGAUAUCGUUUUAUUUUAAUGCAACGAGCGGGCGUAAAGGAACGGGCGUCAGGUGAACGAUUCACACCAGAGCCGUUCAAGGAAGGCUCGGGUGGUAUUUUAGAACUCGGUUGAAAAUGAGAUUGUAAUUUAUGCGCCAAUUUAGGGAAUUGUGUUUUAAUGUUGUCAAUAAUAAAUAAACGGAACUAUUUUAUUUUAUUACAAUGGAA
Messenger RNA from Anopheles gambiae (African malaria mosquito), 6573 nucleotides. RefSeq lists its product as uncharacterized. The record is from RefSeq and is a predicted model, not a curated record. Gene Ontology annotation, cellular component: plasma membrane. Gene Ontology annotation, biological process: apoptotic process involved in development; phosphatidylserine exposure on apoptotic cell surface; engulfment of apoptotic cell. The transcript has 7 exons. Lineage: Eukaryota; Metazoa; Arthropoda; Insecta; Diptera; Culicidae. The coding region runs from base 1851 to 5969 and encodes 1372 amino acids.